Messenger RNA from Saprolegnia diclina VS20, 527 nucleotides. RefSeq lists its product as hypothetical. The record is from RefSeq and is a predicted model, not a curated record. The transcript has a single exon. The coding region runs from base 136 to 447 and encodes 103 amino acids. Lineage: Eukaryota; Oomycota; Saprolegniomycetes; Saprolegniales; Saprolegniaceae.
GCCGUGUUCGUUCUGUCGCCUCAGUGCACCCGGCUUGUAAAUCCAGCCAAUCACACAUCGCCGUCGACUAAAAUCCAGCCAAUGAGAAGCCACGUUCGAGGAUCUUGACCACGCCAGUGGAGCUCAGUUUUCAAAAUGACCAAGUCCCUCCAAGCCCCGCCUUCGACGAUCCAGAUCGGCGACAUUAGCUGCCCCGUUGUCCACUCGCCGACGGCUGCGGCCCUUCCGAGCACGAACCACUGCAUCUUGUGCGGCCUCGGUCCGUUCAAGCCCGACGACCUCGCGUCGCAUUUUCCUACCUGCUUUGACUCGUUCUGUCCGAUCGGACGACCGGGCGCGGCGCCGCUCGUCGACCACCGUCAACAGCCCCCCGCGCCCCCGCGCCAUGCGUACGCCUACCUCAACACGUUUGCGGGGUCGCGUAUGCCCGACAUCUUCUCGCACUGAGCCGACCUGUCCUUGUAUUUGUAUAUACGAGACGUUUUUGCUUUGUAAACACCAUCAAUGGUAGUCAUUCAUGUCGUUGA